AACGCGUCGGCAAAAAUAGUAGUAGUAGUAGUAGUAGAAGAAGAAGCAGAGAUAAUCGCAGUCAAGAAAGUUUCCAAUUAGCGCGAACAACGGCAACGCAGUGAGAUAAAUUCCAAUUUGAAAUGAAGAUGGAAGUGCUCUCAGUACAAAAUCACAUUCAGGGACAAUUCGGUGUCAUUGGUACCACUAAAGUUAAAGACUGGACGAGUCCGCUAACGGCACCAGCAGCAACGGUGGGAGUCGCAGCAACUGCGAACCACGCAAACGUGGAUAUCGUUGAUGUUGACGUUGUUGAUGGGCAUCCGGCAUCGGUGCUGCACAUGCGUCAGCAUCAAUCGCUCAACACGCGACCGCGUCUCUCCUCCAACUCUUCAACAUCAUCAUCCGCUGCAGCAGCAGCAGCUGCCGCCGCAGCAUCGGCGUCCAUUAAGCCAAUGGCGGCCAAUUUUGAUAUCGCUUACAUGCCCAGCAUGAUGCCAGCGUCGCCGCUGCAGUCGACGUCGGCGUCACGCAUCGGCGCCAUUGACAAUCUGGACGAUGUGAGCGCCAGCGCUGUGCAGGAGCUUUCGCAGCAGCUGCAGGCAAAGCUGCGCGAUGCAAAGAGCGAGCAUCUCGCCUGCACCGAGGUGACGCUGCCCAACGAUCUCAUGCAGCGCAUUGCCGCCGAAAUAAUACGCAUGUCGGAGCGAGAGCCGUGCGGCGAGCGUGCCUGCACCAUAUUCAUUGAGUUCGAGAGCGAGCCGAACAACGUCAGGCGCAUUGCCUCGUUCAAAGUGGACCCGGAUACUGUUUCCAUUUUCGAGCUUUAUCUGACGCUCAAACAGGACAAGAGCGGCUGGACAUCCCGACUGCCGCAGUUUAUCAAAAAUCUAACGCGCAGCAAUACGAUUGUGAUCAGUCCCGAUUUUACUUUGACCAAGAACAAGCUCUACUCCUCCGAGUAGAUACAACAAAACAAUGAGGCAAGCAUAUACAUAUAUAUAUAUAUAUAUAUAUAUAUUUAUUUAUAUAUGUGGAGGUCGUUGAUGUGGAUGUGGCGCUGUUCUCAACUCAUUACACACAAUCCCUCCGAAUAAGUAAAUGAUGAACAACAACAACGACAACAAAUAAUAAUAAUAAGAUGAAAAUGUAGCAGGCUAAAAAGAACAGCGAAUAUCAGCAGCUUUCACUAUGUAAGCGCCGCACCCCCGCCCUCCAUUUCCGCCCC
Drosophila grimshawi is the source of this 1207-nucleotide messenger RNA. Its product is annotated as protein charybde. Bases 123 to 944 code for a protein of 273 amino acids. The record is from RefSeq and is a predicted model, not a curated record. NCBI's taxonomy places the organism in Eukaryota, Metazoa, Arthropoda, Insecta, Diptera, Drosophilidae. The transcript has 4 exons. Gene Ontology annotation, cellular component: cytoplasm. Gene Ontology annotation, biological process: regulation of TOR signaling; negative regulation of signal transduction; apoptotic process.